AUGAAGCGUAAUAUUAUCACUUCUUGCCCCAGCACAAUAACACCUGUUCAUCCGAAGCAAAUAAUGAUCUGGGGAGUUUGGGGAAGGAGAUUGGAAGGAUUGCUAAUUAAAAAUUUACUGACAACUUUCCGCGAAUCAGAGUUGGGCGAUCCAAAAUUUUUUGUAUGGAUCGCCGAUCCGAUCUAG
Clunio marinus is the source of this 186-nucleotide messenger RNA. NCBI's taxonomy places the organism in Eukaryota, Metazoa, Arthropoda, Insecta, Diptera, Chironomidae. The record is from the annotation of a GenBank genome assembly.